UUAACGGAAAUACAUUGUACGAGUUCUUUUAAAAUGAAUUUACUAACGAACAAUGAAAUUAAUUUAAUUGCUAAAAUAUGCGGUUAUCGUGAGGUGGUUGAUUGGUCGAUACAGGAUUUUUCCAAUAAAGUCAUGGGAUAUUUAGGAGAUCAUUUGAAACUAAGCGUGCAAGUGAAGGAAGAAGGAAUCAGAUCGGAAGUAAGAUUGUUCAUCAAAUGUAUGCCCAGAGACCCAUGGAAAUCAGAAUACCUAAAAGAGUUGACUUUCUUCAAAAAAGAAUAUGUUAUGUUAAGUCAAUUAUUUAAGAAAUUCGAGAAUCAAUCAGGAUUAAAAAAAUGGCGCCCAAAUUUGAUUUAUAUUAGAGAUGAUUUGUUUGUUUUUGAAGACGUCACCGAAACUGGUUAUAGUAUGCCAAGCCAUGUAGAAACGUUGACAUAUGAGCAACUAACUGCAACUGUGCAGGCACUGGCUAGAUUCCAUGCACAGUCAUACAUUUACGAAGAAAAAAAAAGUGAAGAGCUCAAUCGCCCUUUUAGAAUUUGGGAAGAUUAUGGCGACUAUCUUAAAGAACCACAAAAAGGAGAAGAGUGGCGAAUCGCGGGAAGGAACGCAGUUAUUGAUUUUCUAAAAUUACAUUCCAAAUAUAAAAAGGAACUAAAUUUUAUUAAAGAUCUAGAAGAAAUUUUACCCUUGGUAUUCAACAAAGCUAAUAGUCUUAUAACACCAAGUUCAACAUACAGAAAUGUUGUAAUACAUCGAGACAUUUGGUCCAAUAAUAUAUUUCUUAAGAAAAUCGGAGCUGUGAACUACCAUGCCUUAAUUGUAGAUUAUCAAACAGUUCUAUAUACUUCUCCAAUGGUUGAUUUAUCCACACUUUUAUAUUUGAAUACUACUAAAGAUUUCCGGAAUAAUUAUACAACCGAUUUCAUAAAUGUUUAUUACAAUACAUUGGCAGAGGAACUCAAAUCUGUGGAAGUAGAUAUCAAUAACAUUUUGGGAAAGCCAUCCCUAAUUGAUUUAUAUGAAGAGAGUAUACUGUUUGCUGUUACACAAGCUUCUAUUAUAGUGCCUAUAAUAGCACUGUUCAGUGAGACAAGAGAAAAGGUUUUUGCAGAUCCUGAAAGUUCCAAAAGAUUUAGUACCGAUUUUCGAAGUGACUAUUUCAUUGAAGCAGCUGUGGAAAGCAAAAACUACCGAGACCGCGUAAGUGAACUCUUUGAUGAAAUAGUCGAAAGAUAUGUUUAUCCAAAAAGAUAUAAUUAGAAAUUAUAACUUAUUGAGUAAGAAAAUUGAAUAAAUACAACCUGAUGAA
Messenger RNA from Achroia grisella, 1312 nucleotides. RefSeq lists its product as uncharacterized. The transcript is spliced from 2 exons. The coding region runs from base 34 to 1263 and encodes 409 amino acids. The record is from RefSeq and is a predicted model, not a curated record. Lineage: Eukaryota; Metazoa; Arthropoda; Insecta; Lepidoptera; Pyralidae.